AUGUACGGCACAUCGACCGGUCCGCAGACGGGCAUCAACACCCCCCGGUCGUCUCAGUCUCUGCGCCCGCUUAUCCUCUCACAUGGCUCCCUCGAGUUCUCCUUCCUCGUCCCUACCUCGCUCCAUUUCCACGCCUCGCAGUUGAAAGAUGGCUUCACCACAUCAUUACCUGAGCCCACAGAUGAAUUGGCCCAGGACGACGAGCCCUCGUCCGUAGCUGAACUGGUUGCCCGCUAUAUCGGCCAUGUCGCCCACGAGCUCGAGGAGGGUGAGGAUGAUGCGCAGGGCAGCUACCUCGAGGUCCUUAAGCUCGUCCUGAACGAGUUUGAGCGCGCCUUUAUGCGUGGCAACGAUGUCCACGCCGUGGCUGCCGCCCUGCCCGGCAUUGUCUCCAAGAAGAACCAGGUCGUCGAGGCCUACUACGCCGGACGUGCCGCCGCCGGCCGGCCCACCAAGCCCUACGAUUCGGCUCUGUUCCGCGCUGCCUCCGAUGAGGCCGCCGGUAUCUACACCGUCUUUGGCGGCCAGGGCAACAUUGAAGAGUACUUCGACGAGCUGCGCACCGUCUACACCACCUACCCCUCCUUUGUGGAGGAUCUCGUUGUCUCCUCCGCUGAGCUCCUGCAGUCGCUGUCUCGCGAGCCCGAGGCCAGCAAGCUCUAUCCCAAGGGCCUCGAUAUCAUGCGAUGGCUGCAGGAUCGGGAUGCCCAGCCCGAAACCGACUACCUCGUUUCGGCUCCCGUCAGUCUGCCCUUGAUCGGCCUCGUCCAACUGGCCCACUACACAGUGACCUGCAAGGUCCUGGGCCAGCAGCCUGGAGACCUCGUGGAGCGCAUCCGGGGAACCACAGGUCACUCCCAGGGUGUGGUCACGGCCGCAGCCAUUGCCACCGCGACCACCUGGGAGUCCUUUGCCCAAGCGGCUCGCAAUGCCCUCACUAUGCUGUUCUGGAUCGGUCUGCGCAGUCAGCAGGCCUACCCCCGCACCUCCCUGGCACCCUCUGUGCUGCAGGACUCGAUUGAGAACGGCGAGGGCACCCCGACCCCCAUGCUGUCCAUUCGGGAUCUGUCUCGUGCGGCCGUGCAGGAACACAUUGAUGCCACCAACCAGCACUUGCCGGAGGACCGUCACAUUGCCAUCUCCCUGGUUAACAGUGCCCGCAACUUCGUGGUGACUGGCCCUCCCAUCUCCCUCUAUGGUCUAAAUUUGCGUCUGCGCAAGGUCAAGGCCGCCACUGGGCUUGACCAGAACCGCGUGCCCUUCACGCAGCGCAAGGUUCGGUUUGUCAACCGCUUCCUGCCCAUCACGGCCCCGUUCCACAGCCAGUACCUCACCUCGGCCUACGACCGCAUUUUGGAGGAUCUGGAGGAAAUAGACAUCCCUGCCAAGUCCCUGGUCAUCCCCGUCUUCAACACCAAGACCGGAGAGGACCUGCGGGAUCUUGGUGAUAAGAGUGCUGUGCCCUCCCUGAUCCGCAUGAUCACUCACGAUCCCGUGAACUGGGAGCAGGCCACCAUCUUCCCUGGUGCGACCCACAUUGUCGACUUUGGCCCCGGUGGCAUCUCGGGUCUCGGUGUUCUCACCAACCGCAACAAGGACGGCACCGGUGUUCGCGUCAUCCUGGCGGGUGAAAUGGACGGCACCAAUGGGGAGGUCGGCUACAAGCCCGAGCUGUUUGACCGUGAUGAGCACUCGGUCAAGUACGCUGUGGACUGGGUUAAGGAGCACGGCCCACGUCUGGUGCAGACCUCCACCGGGGAGACCUACGUUGACACCAAGAUGAGUCGUCUGCUGGGUAUCCCUCCGGUCAUGGUCGCUGGUAUGACCCCCACCACCGUCGCCUGGGACUUCGUUGCCGCCACGAUGAAGGCUGGUUACCACAUUGAAUUGGCCGGUGGCGGUUACUACAAUGCGAAGACCAUGACUGCCGCGAUCAACAAGAUUGAGAAGGUGAUCCCGCCCGGCCGUGGCAUCACUAUCAACCUGAUCUAUGUGAACCCCCGUGCCAUGGCCUGGCAGAUCCCUCUGAUCGGCCGUCUGCGUGCCGAGGGUGUGCCCAUCGAGGGUCUGACCAUUGGUGCCGGUGUCCCCUCGAUCGAGGUGGCCAACGAGUACAUCGAGACUCUGGGUAUCAAGCACAUUGCCUUCAAGCCUGGCUCCGGCGAUGCCAUUCAGCAGGUCAUCAACAUUGCCAAGGCCAACCCCAAGUUCCCCAUCAUCCUGCAGUGGACUGGUGGCCGUGGCGGUGGUCACCAUUCCUUCGAGGACUUCCACCAGCCGAUCCUCCAGAUGUACAGCCGUAUCCGCAAGCAGGGCAACAUCGUCCUGGUUGCUGGUAGUGGCUUCGGUGGUUCGGAGGACACCUACCCUUACCUCUCUGGUGCCUGGUCCGCCAAGUUUGGCUACCCUCCCAUGCCCUUCGACGGUUGCUUGUUCGGUAGCCGCAUGAUGAUCGCCAAGGAGGCUCACACUUCCAAGAACGCCAAGAAGGCCAUCGCCGAUGCCCCCGGUGUCGAUGAUGAGGAGUGGGAGAAGACCUACAAGCGUGCCACUGGCGGUGUCAUCACUGUCCUCUCUGAGAUGGGUGAGCCCAUUCACAAGCUGGCUACUCGUGGCGUCCUGUUCUGGCAGGAGAUGGAUCAGAAGAUCUUCAAGCUCGACAAGGCCAAGCGCGUCCCCGAGCUGAAGAAGCAGCGGAACUACAUCAUCAAGAAGCUCAAUGACGACUUCCACAAGGUUUGGUUUGGCCGCAACGCCGCCAACGAGACCGUGGACCUCGAGGACAUGACCUACGCUGAGGUCGUUCACCGCAUGGUGGAGCUGAUGUAUGUCAAGCACGAGUCUCGUUGGAUCGAUGACUCGCUCAAGCGCCUCACCGGUGACUUCCUGCGCCGUGUUGAGGAGCGCUUCACCACUGCCGACGGCCAGGCCUCGCUGCUGCAGAACUACUCCGAGCUCGACACCCCCUACCCAGCCGUUGACACCAUUCUGGCCGCGUACCCCGAGGCUGCCUCUCAGCUGAUCAACGCCCAGGAUGUUCAGCACUUCCUGCUGCUCUGCCAGCGCCGUGGCCAGAAGCCCGUUCCUUUCGUCCCUGUCCUCGAUGAGAGUUUCGAGUACUUCUUCAAGAAGGACUCUCUGUGGCAGAGUGAAGAUCUUGAGGCUGUUGUUGAUCAGGAUGUCGGCCGUACCUGUAUUCUGCAGGGUCCGAUGGCUGCUCGCUUCUCCAACAUCAUUGAUGAGCCUGUCAAGGACAUUCUUGAUGGUGUCCACCAGGGUCACAUCACUGGUCUGCUCCGCGAUGUCUACGCUGGUGACAAGUCCAAAAUUCCUGUGAUCGAGUACUUCGGUGGCAACCUGCUCAGCUCUGAGGGCGAGCCCGAGCUGGAGGGUCUCACUGUCUCCGAGGAGACCAACAAGGUCAGCUUCCGUCUGUCCUCCUCCUCCUCCGCCGACCUGCCCGAUCUGGACCGCUGGCUCAGCCUGCUGGCUGGCAGCACCUACUCUUGGCGCCACGCCCUGUUCCUGGCCGAUGUGUUCGUCCAGGGCCACCGUUUCCAGUCCAACCCCAUGAAGCGGAUCGUGGCUCCCACUGCCGGCAUGUUCGUGGAGAUCUCCAACCCCAACGACCCUGCCAAAACUGUCGUAAGCGUGCGUGAGCCCUACCAGUCGGGCAAGCUGGUCAAGACUGUUGAGGCGAAGAUGAACGAGAGCGGCCAGAUUUCUCUGACCAUGUUCGAGGGCCGCACUGCCGAGGGCGGUGUCGUUCCUCUGACGUUCCUCUUCACCUACCACCCGGAGACUGGCUAUGCUCCCAUCCGUGAGAUUAUGGGAGACCGCAACGACCGCAUCAAGGAGUUCUACUACCGCAUCUGGUUCGGUAACAAGGACGUGCCCUUCGAUUCCCCCACCACUGCCACCUUCAACGGUGGCCGCGAGAUCAUCACCACCCAGGCUGUCGCUGACUUCGUUCAUGCUGUUGGCAACACCGGUGAGGCUUUCGUCGACCGCCCUGGCAAAGAGGUCUUCGCCCCCAUGGAUUUCGCCAUCGUGGCUGGCUGGAAGGCUAUCACCAAGCCCAUCUUCCCUCGCCUUAUCGACGGAGAUCUGCUGAAGCUGGUUCACUUGUCUAACGGCUUCAAGAUGAUCCCUGGUGCCCAGCCCCUGAAGGUCGGCGAUGUCCUGGACACCACCGCCCAGAUCAACGCCGUCAUCAAUCAGGAGUCUGGUAAAAUGGUCGAGGUCUGCGGUACCAUCAAGCGCGAGGGCCAGCCGAUCAUGCAGGUGACCAGCCAGUUCCUGUACCGUGGUGCCUACUCGGACUUCGAGAACACCUUCCAGCGCAAGGAUGAGGUGCCCAUGCAGGUCCACCUCGCCACCAGCCGGGAUGUCGCUAUCCUCCGCUCCAAGGAGUGGUUCCGCAUGGACGAGUCUGAUAUCGAGCUCCUGGGCCAGACACUCACUUUCCGUCUGCAGAGCCUGAUCCGUUUCAAGAACCAGACCGUCUUCAGCAACGUCCAGACCAUCGGUCAGGUCCUUCUAGAGCUCCCCACCAAGGAGGUCAUCCAGGUUGCGUCCGUGGACUACGAAGCUGGUAUCUCUCACGGUAACCCCGUGAUUGACUACCUAGAGCGCAACGGUACCUCCAUUGAGCAGCCCGUCUACUUCGAGAACCCCAUCCCUCUUAGCGGCAAGACUGCUCUGGAGCUGCGUGCCCCGGCCUCCAACGAGACCUACGCUCGCGUCUCUGGCGACUACAACCCUAUUCACGUUUCGCGUGUCUUCUCCAGCUAUGCCAACCUGCCUGGUACCAUCACUCAUGGCAUGUACAGCAGUGCUGCGGUCCGUUCCCUUGUGGAGACUUGGGCAGCCGAGAACAACAUCGGCCGUGUCCGUGGCUUCCACGCCUCGCUGGUUGGCAUGGUUCUGCCCAACGAUAUGGUCAGCGUCAAGCUCCAGCAUGUCGGUAUGAUCGCGGGUCGCAAGAUCAUCCAGGUCGAGGCCAGCAACAAGGAGACCGAGGAGAAGGUCCUCGUCGGUGAAGCCGAGGUUGAGCAGCCCGUCACUUCCUACGUCUUCACUGGCCAGGGUUCUCAGGAGCAGGGCAUGGGUAUGGAGCUCUAUGCCAGCAGCCCGGUCGCCCAAGAGGUCUGGGACCGCGCUGAUCGCCACUUCAUGGAGAACUACGGCUUGUCCAUCAUUGAUAUCGUCAAGAACAACCCCAAGGAGCUCACUGUCUACUUCGGCGGCCCGCGGGGUAAGGCCAUCCGCGAGAACUACAUGGCCAUGACCUUCGAGUCCGUGAAUGCCGAUGGCUCCAUCAAGUCCGAGAAGAUCUUCAAGGAGAUUGAUGAGAAUACCGCCUCGUACACUUAUCGCUCGCCCACAGGCCUGCUAUCUGCCACCCAGUUCACCCAGCCUGCCCUGACCCUGAUGGAGAAGGCUAGCUUCGAGGACAUGCGCUCCAAGGGUCUGGUCCAGCGCGACAGCAGCUUCGCCGGUCACUCGCUUGGUGAAUACUCGGCUCUGGCUGCCCUCGCCGAUGUCAUGCCCAUUGAGAGCUUGGUAUCGGUCGUGUUCUACCGUGGUCUGACCAUGCAGGUUGCCGUCGAGCGUGAUGAGCAGGGCCGUUCAAACUACUCCAUGUGUGCUGUCAACCCCAGCCGUAUCUCCAAGACCUUCAAUGAGCAGGCGCUGCAGUAUGUUGUAGAGGUCAUUGCGGAACAGACUGGCUGGCUUCUGGAGAUUGUCAACUACAACGUGGCCAACAUGCAGUAUGUCGCCGCUGGUGAUCUCCGUGCCCUCGACUGCCUCACCAAUCUCCUGAACUUCCUCAAGGCCCAGAACAUCGACAUCCCUGCCCUUAUGGAGAGCAUGUCGCUUGAGGAUCUCAAGGCUCACUUGGUGAGCAUCAUCCAGGAGUGCGUCAAGCAGACUGAGGCCAAGCCCCGUCCCAUCCAGCUGGAGCGCGGUUUCGCCACCAUCCCGCUCAAGGGCAUCGACGUCCCCUUCCACAGCACUUUCCUGCGGUCCGGCGUCAAGCCCUUCCGCUCCUUCCUGCUCAAGAAGAUUAACAAGACGACCAUCGAUCCUUCCAAGCUCGUCGGCAAGUACAUUCCGAACGUCACCGCUCGUCCCUUCGAAAUUACCAAGGAGUACUUCGAGGAUGUCUACCGCCUCACCAAUUCCCCCCGUAUCGCCUCCAUCCUGGCCAACUGGGAGAAGUACGAAGCGGGCACUGAGAACGCCGCCCGUGCCUAA
This is a messenger RNA of Penicillium canariense, 6261 nucleotides long. Its product is annotated as tetrafunctional fatty acid synthase subunit FAS1. Gene Ontology annotation, cellular component: fatty acid synthase complex. The transcript has 2 exons. Gene Ontology annotation, molecular function: enoyl-[acyl-carrier-protein] reductase (NADH) activity; [acyl-carrier-protein] S-malonyltransferase activity; [acyl-carrier-protein] S-acetyltransferase activity. The record is from RefSeq and is a predicted model, not a curated record. NCBI's taxonomy places the organism in Eukaryota, Fungi, Ascomycota, Eurotiomycetes, Eurotiales, Aspergillaceae. Gene Ontology annotation, biological process: long-chain fatty acid biosynthetic process. The coding region runs from base 1 to 6261 and encodes 2086 amino acids.